GUCUGUUAGAAGAAAAAAGAGAUGUCUUCAUUUUUAAAACCAGUACCGACCUCAUCACCACCAAAAUCGAGAAAUACAAUAUCUCCAAAUACAUAAUCCAAAAGUCCCCAUUACACUGAAUUACAAUAAGGUUCUUAUUUGAUUUAAUUUUAGGAUCGACAUUACAAAAGUCACAAUAGAGUCUGAGGAACUCACAUUAUACAAGUAAGUUUGAGAAGAGCAUUGAUAUGGAUAUGAAACAAAGCAAUACCUUUAUCAAUCCAGAAUUUGAGAUUAAGAAAUUAAUGAAUUUAGUGGAAUUACAAUAGCACGAGAUCAACAAUUGGAAACGUCGAUAUGAAUAAGCAGAAGCAAGAGUACUUAUCUAAUAUGCUAAUUAUUUUAGUGUAUUUCGUCUAAUCAGACUUAAACAAUGCUAGAAUAUGAGAAACAUUUGGACUAGUUGACUAAGGAAUUAAAAAAUUCUAUAUAAUAGAAUGAUGAGCUCAAUAGUAAAUUGAGAGAAAAGGAUACGCAAUUGAGUCGUUUGAAUAAACAAAUAGAUGUAUAGAAACAAUAAUUGAAUGAUUUCUCAUCUGAAUUAAAGUACCUAUAACACGAAAAACUGAAUAUGGAUAAGGAUGCUUCUAUGCAAUUAUUUCAAAAGGAUUAGAAAUAUAAUUAAAAUUUAUAAGAGAUCCAAUAAGCACAUUUAGAACAAUUACAAUUAAUGGAUGAUCAAAUUUAGAAAUUAUAAGAUGAAUUGGUGAGAAGAAAUCAGGCCAUUGAGUUUUAGAAACAAGAGAUUGUAUAAUUGGAUAAAAUAGUAAAUGAGAUGAAGGUAGGAGAAAAGAAUUAAAUGCAGCAAUUGGAAGCUCUAAAGGUGAAGUAUUAGGAUCUUUAAGAGGAAAAGAAAAGAGAAGUUAAUAAACUCAUAUAAUAAAAUGAAUAAUAAGUUAAAUCAUAAGAGAAGGAGUUUCUAGAUGAAAAGGAGUGUUUAGUGCAUAGGAUUAGUUAACUUUAAUAUGAGAAUAACAUUUUGAAUCAAUAAAUACUUGAAUAGCAGAGUAAUUAUAUGAAAUAUUAUAAUAGAUUUAAUUUAAGGAUUACAAGAGGAGAUAUAAUCACAAGUAGAAUAGAAUUGCAAUUUAUAAGAGCAGAAUUAGUUGUGUUCCUAGGAUUUAGAUCAGAAAUAUAGAAAAUCAGUUUCAGAAAUUAAGAUGGAGUAUUAAUAAUAAAUAAAUAAAUUAUUGUAAGAGAUUCAAAAAUUGAAUUAACAAUUGGAUUAAACUUAAAAACAAUUACAAGAAAAUUAGAAAUUGAAUCAAGAAUUGUAAAUUUCACUAGAAAACUUGAAUUAGCAUAAUUAAACAACAACAUCUUAACUAAAAUAAGUAUAAAAUGAAUAUGAUUCUUUGCAAUUACAAUAUGAGAAUGAUAUUUAAGAGCAAAAUUAAGAGAUUGAACAACUAAAUGAUUAAGUGAAUCAAUUGACUGAACUAUUAGAAUAGAGAUCAAAUGAGUAUGAUGAAUGCAGAUAGUAGAAGGGAUAAUUAGCUUUAAGGAACAAUGAGAAUAAUGUAAUAUUAUAUUUAAUGUUUAGUUAUUGAUACAAAGAAUGUAGGUGGAGUUGGAAUGUCAGAAAUAGAAAUUGAUUGAGAUACACAAAUAGUAAGAAGUAUCGGAAUAAGUAAAGGAAGAAAUCAAGAGGUCUCAGAUUGAAUAGAUAAAGAGAUAGAUGGAAUCGUAGGUUGAAAUUUUAGAGAGCGAGAAUAGAACUCUGAGAUACUAGAUAGAGAUGAAGAAUAGAGAAUGUGAGGAGUGGAAGCAAUAGUAUACUAGAAAUUAAUGA
Messenger RNA from Paramecium octaurelia, 1831 nucleotides. Lineage: Eukaryota; Ciliophora; Oligohymenophorea; Peniculida; Parameciidae. The record is from the annotation of a GenBank genome assembly.